Homalodisca vitripennis (glassy-winged sharpshooter) is the source of this 4958-nucleotide messenger RNA. Its product is annotated as arylsulfatase I-like. The coding region runs from base 497 to 2422 and encodes 641 amino acids. The transcript has 13 exons. The record is from RefSeq and is a predicted model, not a curated record. NCBI's taxonomy places the organism in Eukaryota, Metazoa, Arthropoda, Insecta, Hemiptera, Cicadellidae.
UUGUUGUAGUCUUGUAUCUGUCCACAGUCAAUCCACGCCGGAGGGUCCACCCAACUCUUUUGGAUGGUUUAAAAUAUUUUAAUUAUGUGUCUGUGUCUGUGUUGUGUUUGUGUUUUUAAUUUGUGACGACUCAUAGUGGAUUUUAACAUUUAAAAAAUUCUAGUUCUGCUUUGACAAUGACGUUGAAACACCUAAACCCGUAGGAGCAAUAUUGUUUUCGGAUUUCUUACUAAAGGUAACGCCCAUGCAAGUUCACCUGCUGAUUCUAAACACGAUUAAGAGUGACAACAUCAAGAGGAUCCUCUUGUAACAGGCAAGUUCAUGGUAGAAAUACUCUGUGAUCGUCAAGAGCAUCUCGUGGUAAUCAUCUUCACUUCGCCUUAGCCCAAGAUUUGUGGUCCAGAUCCAGUUAAAGGUGUUGUAUCACCCUGAAGGUCACCGGUCCACGAGAGGGCGACCGAUCGUAGCUCAGUGUUGUGCUGCUGGUGUUCGAGCCAUGGCGGACGGUUACCUCCCUGGUAUAGCCGUAGCGUCGCUGCUCCUGUUGAUCGUCGAUGCCUCUGCACAGACUCCGCCGCACAUCGUUGUUAUUCUAGCGGACGAUUUGGGAUGGAACGAUGUCGGAUUUCACGGCUCAGAUCAGAUCCCAACUCCCAACAUCGAUGCUCUGGCCUACAACGGAGUUAUCCUCAACAGCCACUACACUCCAGCACUCUGCACACCUUCCAGAUCUGCUUUCAUGACCGGAAAAUAUCCCAUCCACACAGGGAUGCAACACCUGGUGAUACUGGAAGCUGAGCCCUGGGGGUUGCCUCUUCACGAGCGUCUGCUGCCGCAACACCUGAAAGAAGCGGGGUACCGGACCCAUGCUGUGGGGAAGUGGCAUCUUGGAUUCUUCAAACACGAGUACACCCCCACCUUCCGUGGGUUUGACAGCCACUUUGGCUACUACCAGGGCUUCCAGGAUUACUACAACCAUCUCGUCAAGGCCACGUUCCUACCCUACGAAGGCUACGAUAUGCGGCGCAACCUCUCCACGGACUGGGCCUCUCAGGGGCGCUACUCCACCGAUCUCUUCACAGAGGAGGCGGUCAGCAUCAUCAACAACCAUGAGCCGCACGAUCCUCUCUUCCUGUACCUCUCACACCUCGCGCCCCACGCCGGCACCACCCGCGAUCCUUUCCAGGCUCCGGACGAGGAGAUCGCCAAGUUCUCCCACAUCGAGGACCCAGAGCGCCGUGUUUAUGCUGCGAUGGUGUCCAAAUUGGACCAGUCUGUUGGCGAAGUCGUGACAGCAUUGCGAGCCAGAGGCAUGUUGGAUAACAGCGUGAUAGUGUUCAUGUCAGACAACGGAGCUCCAACACACGGCAUCCACUCCAACCGCGGCUCCAACUACCCGCUUAGGGGGAUCAAGGAGACACCCUGGGAGGGUGGGGUGCGCGCCGUGGCGGCAAUCUGGAGCCCUCUCAUACAGCACAGACAUCGUGUCUCCUCGCAGCUCAUGUACAUGACUGACUGGCUACCCACCCUUUAUUCUGCUGCCGGGCAAAACGUGAGCAACCUGGGGGAGAUAGACGGAGUGGAUAUGUGGGAUGCUCUGGUAACCGGAGGCCAGUCACCCAGGACCCAGUUCGUCUACAACAUUGAUGAUGUGGGCGACGUGUACGCGGCAAUCAGGCGAGACGACUGGAAGUACCUCAAAGGUAAUGUACACAAGGGCAUUGCUGACGACUGGUAUGGAGAGACAGGUCGGGAUGUGCCAGGUAUGCAGUACGACGUGCAGGCAGUCCUCAGGUCAAGGGCGGGGGUCUCCUUCGCUGGUUACACCACCCGAAGACAGGUUUUGCAGAAGCGCUUGAAGAAAACCACCAAUGCUACUUUGAUAGUAGGAGACCAGUGGAGACUGUUGCGUGCCGACACCGUGAGAUCUCUCCGCAGCGAGGCCCAGCUCAAGUGUGACCCCGCUCAGCCCCCACUGGAGUGUCGACCCCGGGAGUCCGCCUGCCUCUUCAACAUCAGGGAGGACCCUUGCGAACGGCGCAACUUAGCUGAUCAGCGACCGGACAUUAUAGCAGAGAUGGAAGAUCUGCUCCUCAGGUACCGUCAGAGCAUGGUGCCAGCCAUCAACAAGCCUACGGACCCUCUAGCCGACCCCGCGCUGUGGAACAACACGUGGAUAUCGUGGCAGGACCCUCCUAAGACCACCGUGGACCAGGUGGGAGUCCGCAGGCUGGUGCGGGAGGCGCUCAUAGCGACCGUGAUCGUGAUUGUGGUGGUGUUGCUGGUCGCCGCCCUCCUGAGGGUGUCAUCCCCUUCGGCCCUUAUGUUAAGAUUACCCUCGAACCACAAGGACCGCAAGAGACAACUGGACACACCGGCAGAGCAGGCGGAGAAGACAAAUCUAACUAUUGAUCAAGCGUAAAUUUCCAGUGAUUAACUUUGUUUACAAAUGGCAGUGUGCUGCAAUCAAAUCCAGCUCUGUGCAAUUAUUUGCUAAACAGUGGUUCAGGAAAAUUCCAGCUUAGCUGUAACCUUGAACACAAAUUUUUAAUGACAACAGACCAACUGUCUUGCAGUUUUGUAACAAAAUAUCUCUACAUUUGUGGUCUGAUUUCUCAUUGUGAUAAAAAACAGUGUAUCUAGAUUAAUUAAUGAAUCUAAUCUAAGUACAGUAAUUUGGCUGUAAGAGUGUCAUAAAAACGUGUGACUAUUGCUAAUCUAAGUACAGUAAUUUGGCUGUAAGAGUGUCAUAAAAACGUGUGACUAUUGAAUCCUAAAGUAAUUUAUAGUCACAAAUGAGCCUUCGAGGUUUAAAGGCUUCCAUGCAGAUAAAUAGCAUAUAGAGUGCAUCCUGUGUUAAGAACAUACUUUAAACUUCCUGUUUCACCUCCUGAACUGAACGACCCAAAAUUAUCACCGAUGUACUUGAGAGAUUUCAACUACAUUCAAGAGGUACAUCUACAUUAUCAGGUUGGAACAUCACAUCAGAAUAUAAACUGAUCUUAAAAACUAAAAACUUUAAAUGAAAAUUGGAUUUAUCAGGAGUGUCUCAAAACACUAUAUAAUAUACUAAUUUAUUUAAGAGAACGAAUUUUGCACAUUUUAUCGUGUUCUCAGGUAAUACCUAUUAAACAAUAAAGAUAGGGAGCUCAAAAUUUAUAUAUGUACUUGUAUUCUUUCAUUUAUAUCGUGUCCAGUCAAAAUGUAAUUAAUAUUGGAGAGUCAGUAAAAAUUUGGAUACACCAUCAAUUAAUUUUAAUUACAUUUAUUCGUAUUUGGAUUUGGCUGUUCAUAAGUAUUAUGAAUUUCAGCCCUAUAGUUGUAACUCAGAAAAAGUAAUCAGAAAUCAGAAAUUGCAGUUCAAAGAGGAAAGUGGCAUAUAUUUCGGAGUCAUAUAGACUAUUUUAGGCAUAUAAUGAAAGAUAAGAUAAAUUUCUUGGAUCUUAAUAAUGCUCAAAUUUAUCACUCAUCGGGUGAUUUAAUGGCAGUGACGUAGUUAAUUCAGGUUUAAAAGUUUUUUAACGACAAAUUUUCUGACGUAACCUUUCAUAUAACCUAUUGUAUAUAACCAUAUUUCCUGAAACAUAGAGGACAGUAUCAAAACACAUUACGAACGUUUUGUAAUAUUAUGAUCGUAAUGUGAGGUAUUCAUGCUAAUUUCGUAGCAUUUAUCAUGAUAAAGAAAUCUCUAUAUCGAAUGUUUGCCGCUUUUUAAAACGUGUUUAGAAUUUAAAUAGUAAGAUCUAAUGCCUAUCCAAUAAUCUGAUAAUGUGCCUUACACACCAACUUUUUGUGUAACAAAGUUUGGGAACUGCUAUGUGUAUAAUGUAUAUAAUGGCUUAAUAUUAAUCAUAUUUAUAUAAUAAAAACUUCUAUUUACACUUAUGACAGAGCAAUUAGUCCUAAAUAAUAUUAACUUUGUUCGGCAUGAUCUCAGAAAGCGGGUCAACUCUACAAUGUCUUUUCUAUAUAAAAACAGCCUACAUACUUAUCAUUUACUAUAUAAUAUUAUUUAUUAUGUAAUAAGAAAUUAUUGAAAAUAGAUUCUUGCAUUAACAGCAAUAUAAAUCACUAUUAGUGUCAAAAUACACCACUAUUCCAAGGUUCAAUAAAUGUAAGAGUAUUGAGUGAAAUUACAGUACAUAUUUGAGGCAAUAUAAAUAAUAAAACUAUUUGUAUUUAUUUAAUCACGUUAUUUCAGUUGUUAUUGUUAAUAUUUGACUAUCCAAACAAUCAUUCCACAUACCGAAUGAUAUGUUCUCGAAUUAAAAUCACGUUACCUAUUUUGCACACUCGUUACGACUCAGUUAACAUGUAACAUGGUGUAAAGUUGUAAUUACAUUAACUGAAAUAUUGUACAUUUGUUUUUUUGUGUAUUUAAAAGCAUUCCCUCCGAGUCCUUACAUCAAAGUAUUUUUAAAACAACAGAGUAGCUCAUAAAGCAUCUGGUUAUUUAUUUUCCAUAUCAGCGUUGUUAUUUCCACUGUUGAAUAAUUUUUCACUUUCUCUCCAUAUUUACCUGAUACGUAAAUAAGUUUUGUACACUAUGAACUUGAUAUUAACAUAUGUUAAUAUGAUUCUUUGUUGUUUUAUUAUACUGUACUGCAUCAUGUUUUGCUGUGCUGAUGAUUCGUGAUGAGAAAUAAUUAGGGAUUUUCACUGUUGAUGUUCUAGCGUUAGUUACCUUUUAUACUCAUCUGAGUAGAUGAGUAGAUGCACUCGUGUAAGGAAACGAGGAUGUGAGUAGGGGGCGGAAAGGAACACUUAAGGGGGCCCGUACGGCUCAUAUGACAUUAUUACAUGCCAGUAAUAUGAUUGGCGAGCCCCCCUCCACUACUCAUGCCGACGUUACUCUCAUCUCAGCCCAAGAGCUCGUGAGUAAUCAAUCAAUUCAGUUGUACUUUUUGUAUGAUUGUUGUAUUGUUUAUAUGUUUUGUAAAUAAACCCUAUUUUUAAUA